Molecule: messenger RNA, 1925 nt
Organism: Vigna umbellata (rice bean)
Lineage: Eukaryota; Viridiplantae; Streptophyta; Magnoliopsida; Fabales; Fabaceae
Source: RefSeq, a predicted model, not a curated record
CUGAGAGAGUGAUGAGAUUCACGUUCGCAUGUAUCUAUGCAUGUAUGUGGCAUAUGGUGAGAAGAUAUUUUGUAGGAUUUUCGCGGUUGUGAAGCAAAGUAUAGAAGGCGGUUUGAAAAUUCUGAAAUUCUCUUUCUCUCUCUUUCUUCCUCCACUCAAUUUAGCAGACUUUUAAGAUAUUUUCACUGCACAACUUAAGACUCAGCAUGAGGUCUUCCUCUUCUUCUUACUUUUCUAGCGUUCAAUUAGGGUUUUGGAUUAAUGCAGCAGAAGCAAAUUGAUUGAGAAUGGGUGAAGUGGCGGGUGAGAAGGGUGUGAUGCAGACUCAGGAGGAACAGAGCAACAAUGGCUCCAUGGUUCGGUGGGAACGUUUUCUGCCUCGGAUGGUGCUUCGGGUGUUGCUUGUGGAAGCUGAUGAUUCGACUCGACAGAUCAUUGCUGCGCUUCUCCGUAAAUGCAGUUACAAAACAAAGCAUCUGACACUAGAUCUCAUAUUAACUGAGUGGAUUUGCACAUCAAUAUCUGGAUUUUCACUUCUUAGUUUAAUCAUGGAGCAUGACGUUUGCAAAAACAUUCCCGUCAUAAUGAUGUCUUCUCACGAUUCAGUUAGCAUGGUGUUCAGAUGCAUGUUAAAAGGUGCAGCUGAUUUUCUUAUAAAACCUGUUCGCAAGAAUGAGCUAAGAAACUUGUGGCAGCAUGUGUGGAGAAGGCAUGUCGAUAUUUCACAGCUGAAAGAGUUCUUCAAAUUUGAGACCGAUAUGGCACAAUUAAGCAUGACAACUCUACAAAAUGUGAAAGGGAUCAGAUAUCAGCAUAAUGACAAAGCUGGAGGUCAAGGAUAUGAUUUUGGUGAAAUGAGAAAUCAGGAUGAAGUUCUAAGAAUAGAGUUGAGCAAAGCCAAUCCUGCAAUUAGUGUUGAUAUUCGUGGAAGCAGUGAUGAAUUGGAAGGUCCGUCUACUGGGGCCAUUGACUUGAUUGGUACAUUCAAGACACUUCCAGAGAGAUAUUUUCCUGGAGGCUCGUACAAAGCUGUAUUUGAGGAAAGGCAAAUAUUGAACCAUUCAAAUGCUUCUGCCUUUUCUAGGUAUGGUAGUAGUAAAUUGUUGCAGCCCCUUUGUCCAACACCAUCAACUAUCUCUGCAAAAUUAACAAACGACACAGGACUCAUCCUGCUGCUAGUGAGACUUGCUGAUACUCGCCCUUUACAUGAUAUCAACAACAAUAACUUGUGUGUGUGUUACAACAAGCAUAGGCUGCUACAAGUGAUGGAAAUACUAUCUAUACUCAGCCAAGGUAGCCAAGGACAACGCACUGAAAGUUCACUGAUAUUAGGUCACCUUAGUCAUGAUGGAUACAUAGGAUUCAGAUUCUCAUCGCUACCAGCCAACGAGAGAGCAGCUUCUAACAAGUUUCGACUUAAGCGUAAAGACAUAUGCUAUGAGAAAAAGGUACGAUAUCAAAGCCGGAAGAGAUUGGCAGAGCAGCGCCCUCGGGUGAAAGGGCAAUUUGUUCGCCAAGUAGACAGUAGUCAUCCGGUAUCAGAUCUGGGUGGUGAUUCCUGAAAUUAUUUUCUUAUGGCUUAUUGAAAUUACCUUCAUCACUGAAUUAAAAUUUGACUUCCAGAACUGAUUUGCCUAUCUCGACAAGGAUUAACUAUAGGUAUAGUGUGUCUGGUGAAAUAUGUACCUUUUAGCGUUGUUAGUAUUUUCUUAUGACUGGUCAUCUUGGUUGUCUUUUAGAAUGUAGGAUUGUAAUUAUUUAGUAGGAUUGGUUUGAAAUUUUGAUUUUAUCUCGUGUAUAUGUUUCUCAAUUGAAUGCUAGUAUAGGGUUAUCCUUAUAUAGGCAGUGGUAUGCUUUCAUCUUAAAGGGUUGAAAUAUGAUGUAAAAUGGAGUUAUAUUUUAUAUGGAUUGUAAUCUUUCUUUAA